UUUAGUUUACGCUAUAUAUAUGCUGCAAACACCAUGAAUAUAUCAGGGAAAUAUUAUAAAAAGCUACCGAUUGUUUGUUUUAAACGUGCACUGUUACAAUGUGUUCAUAUUUCUAUUCAUUUUUAAGACUAGCAAUAUAUUACUGGUUCCCUACAAAACAUUCUAUUCAUUUGAAGACGAUCAAUAGAUAAACGGAUUUGUUCAAACAAAGAACUUAUGGAGGGAGGUCACACCUAAAGAUGGCGAUAUUUUCAAAGGCUUUAUGUUGUUCAGUUUAAGCGAAAGGAAACAUGAAGAAAUAAUAUAAAUCGGAUUUACGUGAAAUUUGAUUUGGACAUCGGCCUGAUAUGGACAAACGAAAAUUAAGAAUGAGGCCAGUCAAGACCAAUAUGAAAACAAUAAGUGAAGAUGAUAAAGAUAUCCAACCAUCAAAGAAAUUCAAGAUGGACACAGACGACACAGCUUUAUCAGAACAUGUCAACCCAGAGACACCAGCAACUCCAGUUUACAUACAAAGCGCAACAUGUACCUAUCUCGAUUCCGGAUAUGGAAGUAGUGUGGGGACAUCGCAGUACAGCUUUACUCCGCAGCCAGGUUCAAAUAUAUCGAGCCCGCCAGAUGAUUGUGCGUCGGCGUUUACGACCAAUAUGCAGAAGGGAAAGGUCAAAAAGAGAAUCAUUUUUAAAUUCGGACCAGACCAUUUACGAAAAUACUUCCAAAAGCAUUUUGUAAAGUUCAAGGAUGAAGUUGAUCCGAAAGAAAUUUCUGAUCAUUUGUUUGCAACUGGAGUGAUUUCAGUCCGAGAUCUGGAAAAGGUCGCCGAAACGCAUGGUCGUGGGAAGAAAGUUGAUAUCAUGAUCAAAGCCAUAGUGCAUUCAAGUGUGAUAAAUGAUGUCAACACUACAACAAAGGUUUUAGAAGCUUUUGCACACAAUGGCCGCGAAGAUUUGUUCAACGAUUUUAAUGAACACAUUCACGACCAAGAUGAUAUGUCGCUCCAAGACGAAUUCCCAAAGGAGAGAAUACAAUCGAGUUUGAAAAAACACGAGCGAUUGCUCAAUGAUGAAAUUGAUCCUUUGACAAUCAUUGACGAACUUCUUGAAAGAGGGGUUUUAACAUUUGACGAGCAUCAAAACAUCAUGGACAUAGACUUCAAGCCUACAAAAAUGAUGUGCCUUUGCCAAUACGUUUUUAAAAAGCCUGCAUUCGCAUUUUGGGAGUUUUGCCAAACUCUCAUUAAAGACCCGAUUUACAAGGAGAUUGGUAAUAGUCUUCUAAGGAAAGGCAAUGACUCAGGUGAACCUUCACAGCAAGUUGAAAUGGAUUUGCGUCUGGAUCUUCCAUUUAGUAAUUGUAUUCCGAAUACAAAUGGAGACAAAAACGUCACUGAAAUAAAGUUUGAACUAGAUUCUCAACAACUAGAGAAGAUGAUAGUCGAUGAUAAUAGCGAUGUUGGAAAUAAUGAUGACUUGAAACAUGAGGCAAUGGAUCUCGGUUUCGAUGUCGAAAGUCUCGAAUUUUCAUCGAUCAAAAUUAGACUUAGAUGUCUUACAGAACAGUCGUUAUUAAAUCUGAGGGGAAAAUCUGAAGAGUCUCUGUUGUAUAUCGAAAAUAUUUUGAAGACACUUAUUACACAAGAACAUUUGGCUUUAAUGAGAGAAAAAAACAUAGCAUCAAUGAAAGUAACUGUGUACAUUCCCCCUCCAGAUGGAAAAAAUGUUAAAUGCUUGUGCAAGCUAACAAAAGAAGAGAUUGUGAAGCACUAUACACUGAUCGAAAAAGAUUUAAAGGACGUAAGCCUGCUAGUCCAUGCGAUUAUGCAACUGGAGGGUCAAACAAAACGGGAGGAAUGGUUAGAGGCACAGAAUGAUGUAGAUUCAAUCCUUCGAUUGAUAAUAGAUGGUGAAGACAAGCUCGUGUGCAUGCUAGAAAGGCACUUGCGACAAACUGAGCAGCUGCAGUUGCUGGCAAGAAUUACCAGCUAUGAUGAAACAGAGCACGUCUUGUCUGCUGAGGAUCUCCACCAGCGAAAAGAAAUCAUAUUAGAAGAAAUUGAGCCAAGAAAAUUUCUAGACAUGAUUCGCAGAAUGGAGGGAAGCGAAGCCAUUCUUGAUAAGGUGAUGACCAAUGAUGUAUCCCGACGAGAACGAUGCGAAGAGUUCUUAAAAUUCGUGCAGGAUAAGCAUGCUGAAGGACAGUUUCAAGAGGAACUGCAAAGACAAGAUAUGACACAUUUGAUCACUUUGCUCUCAUCCAAGGCAACAAACAUCAACUCGAGGAAUGCUGCGAACUUUAGAGAGGCCCUGAUUUCUACAAUCGGUACAAUAUGUGAAAAUAUCGAACCACUUCGAUUCAAGAAGUUUAUGGUUCGACCACCGGAACUGAGCGAGGACAAAUUUGAGAGCAUAUGUAGAAAUAACACUAGGAAGAGUCGAGUAUAUGCAUUGAUUGAAGCAAUUAUCAAAGGACCUUCAAUUUUGAUCGACAGAUUUAUGGAGGGUUUAGACGCACUCGAAUACCAUGGGCUCUUACGACUAAUUAAAGAAAACGCGGAGAAAUACCGAGAUUGUCCUCGACUAAUGGGAAGACUCGAAGGCGAAGUAUUUACGAUCGGCGGCACGUUUCACAUCAACUACAAGAACUGUGAUAGUGAUCCCGAAUCGCAACUUCAGGUGUACCUAAAUCUCCAGAAAAAAAUGUCUUGUCCAAAGAUCGAUACUGAAUUUCUAGAUGGCAUUGAAGACCAACAAGGAUGUAACGCUAUUUUACGGGAUGCAAGAAUUUCUGAAUGGAUAAGAAUGCAGCAGCAACAAGGCAAUGAAUGUAACAGUAAUCUUUCGACAGAACCAAGUGACAUUUGCACGCCGUCCCAGCCAAAUGUUCAUGAACACUCAGAAAAGCAGUCAGAAGAGACAAUGACGACAAGUUCCCAUGCACCAACUAUUACACCUAGGCUUAAUAGUCCAUAUCCAUCAGAAUACGAGGACAUAACGCCUCCAAUUACGCCGAAUUUUCAGCUAACUGUACCAAGCAGACCAUAUAAACGAAAAAGACUCAAAUCUCUAUCGGAUGGAAGUAAUUCGAACAUGUCUUCUCCGUCAUCGUCAAACAGCCGAUCUCCAACCCCUGCUGCGACUAAUUCAAUGCAAAGUAGAACCAAAGUGUUUCAAACUGGUGAACAAAGGUACCCAAAUAAUCCGAACAAGCGUGAAGCUUUAUGGGGUAAUCUGUUACCAGUUAUUAUUAAGUAUCAACUGGAUCAAAUGCAUGACAGCUAAUACACUGGUUAUAAUGUUCGUUUACGAUUAGCAAUAUCAUUUGACCGCAUGUCAAUUAAGAUUUUAAGAAUCGUUUUAGCUUCAUUGAACAGAACACGUAAAAUUUAUUUUGUAACAUGUUCAAUUAUCCUAUUACCAGAUGAAAAUCGAUUACCAGAUGAAAAUCGAUAGUAUAACAACAAUCGUAUAAACUUGAGCUUUAUACUAUCGCUAUUUUUAAAUCACACUCGGGGUUUUCCAAAAUAUUACGGAAGAAAAAAAUCGUCAAAAAAAUGAGAUAUUUGAUAACUAUUAAUGGAACAAGGGAGGAAAUAAUAGGAUAAAUAAAAUAUAAUGUGAGUUUUUUAUAAAGAUCAAGUUUAUCAUGCUCGCGCUACCAUGGCUACCUUAGCCUCGCAUGGUAAACUUGAUCUUUAUCCAAAACUCACAUUAUAUUCUCUAUUUAUCUUAUUAAAUGUUCAAGUUAUUUGGUUUGUAUUAUUGACGCUUGUGUUGUCGUUGCUUCUGUUUCUGUUAUGAAACGGUGCAGGGCCUGUUACGGCCUACGGGCACCGGGGGUAGGGGGUGCGCUUAUUGUACUGAUUUGAAUCACUCGACUGUAUAAGCGCCAAUUACGUCACUUGACAUAAAGAUAAUUCCAGUCAACGGUCGUUUCUAUAAAACAUGAUUUUGCAUCGACUGUCCCAAGGCAGUGAUCCCAGUUUAAGUUGUGAUUAGAGCACUAGUUCUUCUAUCAGUUUGAUUACGUAGCGUUCGUCUGUGGAUGUGUAGUCGUUUGUAAUAAAGCGGGCUGCUUUGCAUUGGAAAUAUGCGAGCUUUAUUAUGUAUUUUGCCAGAUAAUGGUCCCAUCUGAUGAGAACAUAGUCCAUUUAGUAUCUAACUAGGGAUACGCAUUCGGUUUUCUUGCAAUCUUUGGUACGUUGUCUAAGGUUUCUUAUAAGAACAGCCAUGACGGAGUUUGCUGUAUCAUAAUCUGCUACUUUAGUUACCGGUAUGUCUGAUGACAAUUUUAAAUCUCGCUGUGAACGAGGUCAAGGUUCGAAUUUUCGCUGAACUGUUUUGAAAUUUCACGCCAUGGUGUAUAUAAGUGAGAGGAUUUACAGUUAAUACUCAGGAGUUAGCACUUUUUAGGUGUUUAACGGAUUUAGCACGUGUCGGUCAAUAUUUCAAUUUCCUGAAGUUUUUUAAAGAUUAAGUGGUAUCUUGUUGAGUACUGAUUUUUUUCUACAUAGAAGGCAAUCAUCUGCGAAUAAACGGUCUUUGGACUUAAUUGAUGGUGGUAGCUGGUUGUUAUGAUACACGAAGGGGACGGUUACGAGCAUUGUGCCCUGGGGUAGGCCAUCAUUUGUUUGGUUGCCCGGGUUGACUUAAGUUUGAACAAGGGUCGAUACGGCCGAUGCUUGUUGUUUUUCACAGUUUUCAGUACGACAUUUGAUAUACCCGAGUUCAGACAUCAGUAGGGAGUUUUGUUUUUGCACAUGAGUUGGCUUUUUUUCUGAGCUUUUUGUAAAGAUAGAGCUGUAUAAUUCGAAAACUAUUUGAGCUUUAUCUUUGCUUCAGGGUUAAAGUAUUCAUUUAAGUUACAUGAGGGGAUAUGCCAACUCAGUCUUGGAGUUUGGAGUUAAAGUAUUUCCAAAAAUGGUUGAUAACUUCAUCGAAAUCUUCUUGUUUAGUUGUGUUUACCUAUUCCACCUCAGCUCACUUAAAUUCUCGUUUACAAACGUUUUGGUGGUAUUUUAAGGAUGUCUAUCUAUUUGUCCUUUUUUAAUCUUAUAUAAUCUUGCUUUUUUCUUGAUAAGUUUUAUUCGUGCGUCUAUUUAACCUUACUACUGUGUUUUUAUUUUUAAAUGUUGAGAUGGAAAGUGUUUGUCCAUCAUAUACUUGAUGCUAUUUUUCAGUAUGUACAAGAGGUCUAUAGCAUGGUGAUUUUUCAUGAAUAUGAAUUUUUCGGACAAUUCCUCUCUUACUCUAUUACCAACAGUCUAGUUCACUUUAGUGAAUACACCAAUUUGAUUUUGCUUGUUGGAUAUUACACAGGGUUUUGAUGUUGAAAUAUGUUACCGCCAUUGAAUGGUAACUAAUUCCUGGGAUGCUAGUGCAUAUCUAGGGUUGGUUUAUUUGUGAUGUUUCCACCUCGGUAGGGUUAUGAUUUUGUGGGGGUCCAUGUUUGAUUGAGAUUUUAUUUACUCUAGUUGCAUGGUUGCAUAAGGUGUGGUGGUGUUUACUUGCUUGUUUCUCAAUUUAUAUUAAUGCAGUAGAAGUCGCCCGCCAAGAUGAUGUGUUUUCUUUGCCCAGUUCUAGUUAGAUUAGUCAACGAAGUAUCUAGUUGCCUGUGAACAGCCAUCUUUCAAUGCGUCAUUUAGAAUAAUAAAGAGAAAGAUCCUUGUUUCCAUUCAGUUUCAACAUGUGUAUUUUGCAGUUUGUUGCUAAUCGAGUUUGUUCAUCAACUAGGAGUUCUUGUUUGACUCCUACGAACACACCUGUUUUAGUUGAGCGAUCAUAUCUGAAUUUUUGUUUUACUUUAACAUGAUGUGAUUGCAUCCUUUAAAUGCUUCAUUCACUGCUUUGAUCUCUAUAAACAAUGACUCAAUAAAGUCAGGUGUUUGCAGUAAAUGCGUGUCUAUGUUCACGAAUUCUUUUACAGUCUACAGUGAGAAGUCUGAGGUUCGUGUUUGCUGGAAUGCUUCUAGAUUAUUAUUGUAUUUAUAUGACUUAUUUAUAUAAGAUGAACGUUAUUGUCAAUGUUUUUUUUUACUCUGUAAACCAUACUUUCUCAUUAAGGGAUUUUUAUUGUCAUUCAUAAAGAUGCAACACAAUUAUACAUUCUUCUGCUAUGUUUGUUAAGAUCGGUUGAAAAUGACCUCAGUUGUUUUAACAUUAAAUGACUUUCAUAGUUCCAUUCUGUUACACAAUGCAGAAACGUCCCAGGGAUUCACAUCAAUUUUAAUUGUAGCAAAUUUGCAAAACAACUUCAUAAUAUGUUAUAUGUAUUUAAUAUUUUUUUAUUUGUAAUGUUGAUGUGUUAAAAUUAUUGUUAUUCUAUAUGAGAUGUGUUACGGAAAUAAAAACUUUUUUUCUUUUUUUUAAUGAACACAAAUUGUUUCCCAUUUUAAUAAAGCGGUUUAAAAAUAGAUAUCUGCAAAAUCUCAAUGGAACCUUUCUAAUAUUAAGUAAAGCAGUUAAUACAUUGAGAAAAUGUACAAAUAAGCGUCUAACAAAUAAUCCAAAACUCAACAAGAGAUACCUAUAAAAAAAUGUUUAGGUCACAAAAAAAUAGGGUUGGUCGGGUAAGUAAAAUCAAACACAAUAUUUCACAACUUAUUAUUCUUCUCAAGUGUAAAUGGCAUUGAAUGUACUUAUUCCCAAUGAUCAAUUAAAUUAUCAAUUUAAUCUUAAUAGGCUAAUUAAAUUCACUGUAGUUGAAAUCAGAAAUGUAUAUUUAAUAUAUCCAAGUUUAGACAUUUGAAAUAAAUUUGAAACAAAAAUGGAGAUGUAAACUUCAUAUCCUUCAGUGAUAUGGCCCAUAAUCUUGAAUAUAAAACUGUGUAUUGUACAUUUUUAUUGUAUUGUUAUAUUUAUUUUUGUAGUUAUUUACAUGAUUGACAUUAACUAGUAUUGUAGAAAUUAUUUUAUUGAUAAAACUGCGUAUUAUACAUUUUUUUUUCUAAAGUCAUUAACAUGAUUAACAUUUCCUAGUACUGUAAAAAUUAUUGUUUUAAUUCUAUGAUUUAUAAUUUUAAACUGUUCACCGUUAGAAAGCUUUUUAUUUUUAGUUUAAACCUUUUUAUUUUCGCUCGAUUGCAUUUUAAGUACUUACUACUUAUUUGAAACGCUCACCCGUCCGUUUCCUGGUGUCUUUGGGGGAGAUCUAAAGAACGCCUCCACAGUGGGGAUCGAACCCGUGACCUCUGGGUCGCUAGGCAGACACCAUAUCCAUUUCACAAUGGCGACAUUUAGACAGUAGUACCAGUAUUAUUUGACAUCUUCAAUAUUUAUUUUAAAAUUGUAUGAAACAUUUCAAAUUGUUUGAUUAUGUAGAGGCGUAACCUUAUGUUAGUGUAGGAAAAUAUAGGAUUACUGAACCAUGUACCCAUAUCAUAUAUGAAUACAUUUUUGCAAUAGUUUAGUUUUUAUUCACUGGUGUUGCCAGUUCUUAAUUUUUGGUAUUUUACUUGAUCCAAUGUUAGAAAACCUGAACAAUUAAAGCUAACAAGAAAUUGUAUUGUAUAAGAUACCAUAGAUUUAUGUACUUGAUGACCUCUAUCAUAAUGCAUUUUUAUUAGCUCACCUGAGCACAAAGUGCUCAUGGUGAGCUAGUGUGAUCGCUUUUUGUCCGUCGUCCGUCGUCAAAAUUUACCUUGUGAACAUGCUAGAGCCCACGUUUAUUGUCCAAUCUUCAUGAAAAAACUUGGUCAGAACAUGUUUCCCAAUGAUAUCUUGGACGAGUUCGAAAAUGGUUCCGGUUGGUUGAAAAACAUGACCACCAGGGGGCAUGGCAGUUUUCCUUAUAUGACUAAAGUAAAACCUUGUGAACACUCUAGAGGCCACAUUUCUUGUUCAAUCUUCAUGAAACUAGGUCAGAACAUGUGUCCCAAUAAUAUCUUGAGUACGAAAAUGGUUGCGGUUGGUUGAAAAACAUGGCUACCAGGGGGCGUGGCAGUUUUCCUUAUAUGGCUAUUAUAAAACCUUGUGAACAUGCUAGAGGCCACAUUGAUUGUCCAAUCUUCAUGAAACUUGGUCAGAACAUGUGUCCUAAUAAUAACUUGGACAAGUUCGAAAAUGGUUCUGGUUGGUUGAAAAACAUGGCUUCGAGGGGGGCGUGGCACUUUUCCUUAUAUGGCUAUAGUAAAAGCUUGUUAACACUCUAGGAGUCACAUUUUUUGUCCAAUCUUCAUGAAACUUGGUCAGAACAUUUGUCCCAAUUAAAUCUUGGCAGAGUUACAAAAUGGUUCCGGUCCGUUGAAAAACAAGGCCGCCAGUGAGGCGGGUCAGUUUUCCUUAAAUGCCUAUAGUAAAACCUUGUUAACUCUCUAGAAGUCAUAUUUUAAUCCAAUCAUCAUGAAACUUCGUCAUAACAUUUUUUCUACAUAUAUCUCGGCUGAGUUUGAAAAUGGUUCCGGUCCGUAAAAAAACAUGGCCGCCAUGGGCGGGGCAGUUUUUCUAAUACGGCAAUAGUAGCUACAGUAAAACCUUUUUUUACACUGUAGAAGUCACAAUUUUAUUCCAAUCUUCACGAAACUUAGUAGGAACAUUAGUUCUAAGGAUAUCUUGGCUAAGUUCGAAAAUUGUUGCGGUUCGAUAAACAACAUGGUCACCAGGGGGCGGGCAGUUUUCCUUAUAUGGAUAUAGAUCUAGUAGCUAUAGUAAAACAUUGUUAACACUGUAGAAGUCACAUUUUUAGUCCAAUCUUCAUGAAACUUGGUAGGAACAUUUGUUCUAAGGAUAUCUUGGCUGAGUUUGAAAAUGGUUGCGGUCCGGUGAAAAACAUGGCCAUCAGGGGGCGGGGCAGUUUUCCUUAUAUGGCUAUAGUAAAACCUUGUUAACACUCAAGUUUUACGUAAAUACUACUCAGGUGAGCGACCAGGGCCACCAUGGCCCUCUUGUUAAUGUUUAUUAUCACAGCAAAUGACAAAACAUGUAGUAGCUGCAUCACCCUUCAUUGGGUGGGUGAAUAUUUGGAAGGUUUUAGGUUGGCUUUGUAACUUUUUAAUGUCUGGAGGAAUUGUAAUACAUUUAGAACAUCUGAUGUUUAUUUUUCGCUAGACGAUGUGAAAAUUCACAAGCUCCUUGUGAAAGGUCAAAGUCACAAUUCAAUCUCAAAAAUCAUGAUUUUUUGUUAAAGCUCUAUGACAUUGUAUUGAUUAGAAGUUUUUUAACAAUAUUUGAUUAUUAUUCCCCAUGAACAGACAAUGUGUUGUGUACAACCCUGCACUUAAAAGUUGUCAAGGAUUUUUAUCUUUAUUUAUUAUUUUAUUGAUCUUAUAUAUCCCCCUGAAAAGCAAAUAAUUUGGGGGAAGCCUUGUUUAUUGCAAGAAAGUAAGAGUAAUUUGAUUUUAAUUUUUGUAUCCCCUGGACCUAUUUUUGUACAUAUAACAAGAAAACAAACAUGCAGUGAGAUGUAAACCCACCUUGGAUCUGUUUCUUAGUAUAAAAACAGUUACAAGAUUCUUAUAAAAAAAGUUAAAGAUUUUCUGAACAGCUUUAUAUCUGUAUUCUUAAAGGUGAGAAUAUUCUUCCAACAAGUACAAUGCUAUUCAUAUUUAAUGUAUUCAAUGCAUAUCAGAUAUGUAUGAAUGCGAUACUGGAACAAUAUAACAUUUAUUAAAGCUCGACAAAAUUGACAUGGCACUCGUGCAUUUAAUAACAGCAUAACUUGUAUUCUUGGAUCAUUGGCUAUAUUUGCAUUCGGUUUUGUUUGUGCACGUUUGCAUGAUUAUAACAAGGCCAUAACAGUUUACUUUGUGAAGAAUGUUUCAAUCGAUUUAAAUUGCUUCCAAAACGGAAAUAAAUGAUUUCAUCGUAACGGUAGUUUAAUAUAUCAAUGCAUAAAGGUCAGUGACAGAUUAAUAUUAGCAAGCUUUAUCAAGAAAUAUCCUGAACUUUUAUAUUAUAUGCAUGAAUAUUUUGUAAUCUUUAUAAUCAAAGCGUAUUAAUAAAAAAUAAUUAUGAA
Messenger RNA from Dreissena polymorpha, 9948 nucleotides. RefSeq lists its product as uncharacterized. Gene Ontology annotation, biological process: regulation of apoptotic process. Bases 348 to 3278 code for a protein of 976 amino acids. NCBI's taxonomy places the organism in Eukaryota, Metazoa, Mollusca, Bivalvia, Myida, Dreissenidae. The transcript has 16 exons. The record is from RefSeq and is a predicted model, not a curated record.